AUGUUCAGUUUCUUUUCUGGUCAGCCGCAGGCGCCUCAGCGCGUGCCAACCGACUUGGUUGUACCGGUCGGCUUCUUUGACGACACAAUCAUCUUCAGGACGUUCGUUUUAUAUACCCUGUUUGUUUUCGACGAUGUACUGGACCCUGAGAAACUACGCACCUCUUUGGAGCGUGUUGUGAGCCGGCCCGGUUGGAAGAAGCUGGGUGCUCGGCUGAGAAAGAAUAUUCGUGGAGAACUUGAGCAUCAUAUACCAGUCAGCUUCUCCCCAGAUCGCCCUGCAGUGGGGUUUGACCAUGUGAAUCACGGCGACUUGGCAGUGGAGGAUCAUCCCGCAGCAUCACACAUCCCCCGUCCUCCCCGCGAUGGUCGACCAGCACUCGUGGGAGACCCUGAUAAACUCUCGGACCUUAUCUACGGACCCAAUAUUCCUACGAAGCUCGAUGAUUACAUCUACACCGACCGUCCUCAGUUUGGGCUGCGGGUUGUCUCGUUCAAGAAUUCGACGGUCGUCGUCCUCCAUUGGCUACACCUCACCUUUGAUGCGACGGCGAAACGGGCUCUUCUCGAUGCCUGGAUGCUGAUGCUGCAGGGCAGAGAGGACGAGAUUCCUGAGCCGCUGGCUCCUGACGAGUAUAUCUUGGACCAGGUCGGCAGGAAUCCCACAGAGCCCCAUGUCCUCGCCGAGCAUCAUGUGUCCAAGCCUGGCCUAGUCUGGUGGGCACUUCAGAACUCCUACAACUUGAUAAUCAGGAAGAAGGAGCAUCGUAUGCUCUGCAUGCCUGCUGCGUAUCUCGCAAGGCUGAGAGAAAGGGCUCUUGUGGACCUUGUUGCUCAGGUCAACCCUAACGAUGAAAAGGGGGAGGCUCCCUUCCUGAGUGAAGGAGAUGUUCUCGUGGCUUGGGUAGCGCGAUUGGCAAUUUCUAACCUUCCAGAGAACUCGGAGAAGCCCAUUGCUGUACAACAAGCCUACCAGUGGCGACCAAUUCUAAAAGACUUGAUACCGGAAGGACGACCAUUCCUCAGCAACUGUGUCGGCUUUCUCGUCACUCUACUACCCGCCAAAGACAUUCUUCAGAAGCCACUCAGCUACCUGGCAUCCCACAUCCGCCGCUCUAUCAAGGAGCAGGGCUCCCGCGAACAAGUCGAGGCCUACACCUCGCUGAUCCGGCUCGACCAAGCCAACAAGGCGCCUCCGUUCUUUGGCAGCCCCUCGAUGCAGCUGCUCAUGUUUUCCAACUGGCAAAAGGCCAACAUGUACGGGACCGAUCUGUCGGCCGCAGCUGUGACGCCGCGCAGCACGCCCCUGACACCGUCGUAUGUCCAGAGUGUGCAGGGCCCGUACAGCUUCUCUGAUGGAAUUAUCAUUGUGGGGAAGGAUGCUGAGGGGAACUAUUGGCUUUCUGGACAUAGGGGGCAGGGACUGUGGGGGAUAAUGGAGAAGAAGAUGCAGGAGGAGCUGAUUUGA
This is a messenger RNA of Trichoderma citrinoviride, 1467 nucleotides long. RefSeq lists its product as hypothetical. The transcript has 3 exons. Bases 1 to 1467 code for a protein of 488 amino acids. NCBI's taxonomy places the organism in Eukaryota, Fungi, Ascomycota, Sordariomycetes, Hypocreales, Hypocreaceae. The record is from RefSeq and is a predicted model, not a curated record.